Messenger RNA from Effrenium voratum, 1479 nucleotides. NCBI's taxonomy places the organism in Eukaryota, Dinophyceae, Suessiales, Symbiodiniaceae. The record is from the annotation of a GenBank genome assembly.
AUGGCCGAGACACUGGUGGCUUCCAUGGCUCAGCUCCUGCAGAGAUCUGCAGACAGCAGUGGCGCUGACAGGAAGCAGCUCGUCUCCAGUCUUUUGUCCGAGCUCCAAGCCACCCCUGUCACACAGGGCGAGGAGGAUCAGCUGCGUGCUAUACUCUCAGGUGCCAACUCGCCAUUCACUGAGUCCGAGCGACGGGAGAUCGCGUCAGCGCUGACCCGGGCGCACGCGGACGCAGACGACUCGAAAGCUGGCCGUGCUAGCCGCCGACCAAACCAAGACUAUCUUCGCUUCCCGCACUUUCUGAGCAAGCAGCAGUGGCAGCUUCUCCAGAACAGCCGCACCGCACGGGACAGGGCCGAGGCGCUGUCUGAGUGCUUGCACUAUUCUUUGCAGCUGGAACUUCCAUCGGAGCAAACGCUGGCGACUAUGACUGCGGUCAUAUGCCUCAUGGAGGGGGGAACUCACUCCCAGUUUCAGUUGCACUCAGUUUUGCAGGUGGUGCGAACCGCAUGGAAGUCGUGCACGAAGCGCUUUUCUAAGCAGGGCACCAUGGGCCACGGGGACCUCCUUCAGGUCCUGCCGCCCUCAGUGGCGGAUCUGCCUUCUGCGCUCAGAGAGAGGCUCGGCCAAAGUCCUCCGGUUUUGACGGAGAACAUGCCUUUGUCCGACAUGGGCAUUCGAGCGCUGGCUGCAAAGGUGCCUUUGAGGCAGACCCAUGCGUCGGUCUCGCAAGGGAGCGCCGGAAAUGCGGGCGGCGCGCCCGCCGCGCUGUUGCAGCUGUUGGCUGAUCACGCCCUCAGAGGCCAACAGGAUCCACGCAGUCCACGCAUUGACUUUUUGCCCAUGCCGGCUUCUGGCCCCUCUGUGCCGGAAAUGAAGGCCAUCAAAGAUGCACCCAGCAGAAAUCCGAGCAGCGACAGCCUUGGCUUUGCCGACAAGGAGCAGGCUUUGGAAAUUGUUUUUCCAAAGGCCGGCGAUGCCUCUGGGACAGACCCCGCCAAGUCGGAGGCUGUUCCGCUCCAACAAUCUGCGGAGGGGAAGCUGCAGGAAGUUGCGGACGAGCUCCAAAAUCGCCGCAGCGAACUGGCUAUGCCAUGGCCAGGUCCCCCCGCGACCACGGCAGGAGCGCCAAAGGUGCUCAAGCGGCCAGCGGCAGACAGCAGCAUGUCGACGCCCCAGAAGCGUCCGGCUGCUUCCGCCCACAAGCAGAGGUAUGUUUCUUCCUCGGAAGCGCCCAUCAUGAAGCGCCCGGCUGCACACAAGCAGGGCAACCGAAAGAUGAAGCGUCCGAGCGCCAGCAGAGCAAGCCAGGGCACAGGUUUGGCCAACACUCAAGCUGCGGCAGGUGGCUGGAGCAUCUGCACCUACGUCCGUGCCGCUGGCUUGCAGCAAGGGGCUUCAUAUCACGAGUACAUUAGUCCCGCCGGAGAGCGCUUUCGUAGCAAGUCGUCAGCUGUUCAGCAUGGCUUCCAGCCAUGA